Hydractinia symbiolongicarpus is the source of this 1323-nucleotide messenger RNA. RefSeq names its product zinc finger MYM-type protein 1-like. NCBI's taxonomy places the organism in Eukaryota, Metazoa, Cnidaria, Hydrozoa, Anthoathecata, Hydractiniidae. Bases 1 to 1323 code for a protein of 440 amino acids. The transcript is spliced from 2 exons. The record is from RefSeq and is a predicted model, not a curated record.
AUGAUGAUGAAAUUGGAUGGAAACUACAUUCUGAAAAUAGUGUUUGUGAGAAGACGAGAACGAGUUGGACUGACUUCAAAAAAAACGUGUAAGAAUAUAGAAUUAACAAAACGAACAAACGGAGAAGCAACAACAACACCUACAACGACGACACCUACAACGACAGCACCAACAAACCCGGAGAAUAAUUUUAAGGAAACAACGAGUGAUCCAUCUAAACCGAACCAACCUCGUUCUUUAAGUUUUCAAAAAACAACGUUUGGUAAAGAUCCGAAACAAAGAUCGUUUAACCCAACAUGGUUUGACAAGUUCCUCUGGUUACAUUACGGCCAAAAUAAAGACGCUGCUUUCUGCUUUACUUGUCUCAGUGCUCUUAGAAAGAGCAUGAUUUCUGCAACAAAAGCAGAGACAGUUUUUACUGAAACCGGCUACCGAAAUUGGAAAAAGGCGAUUGAAUCUGGAAGAGGAUUUUCUAAACACGAAUGUAGCGACUCCCAUAAAGAAGCCACUGAAAGACUGAUUACUGCGCCAGGUACAUCAAAGGACAUUGGUGAAAUGAUGGUAGAUAAUCUUGCAGCCACAAAGGAAAGGAAUAGACGAAUGCUGUUAAAACUGUUGCAAAGCGUUCGAUAUCUAGGGCGACAAUCACUUCCGUUUAGAGGCAAUUGGGAUGAGGAAACACACAGCGAGUUGAAUUCGAACUUCCACCAGUUACUUUUACUCCGAUGUAAAGAUGAUAAGGAACUGAGUGCAUGGCUUGCAAAAAAGCAAAACUACACGUCACCGGCUAUUCAAAACGAAAUGCUGCGAAUCGAAGCACUUAGUAUUUUGCGUGACAUUGCAAAAAAUAUUCAGUCAGCUGAGAUUUUCACAAUCCUUGCAGAUGAAACAGGGGAUGUCUCAAAUACGGAACAACUUGUCAUUUGCAUUCGGCGGGUUGAUGAUGAAUUACAGGCUCACGAGGAGUUCAUUGGCCUCCAUCCACUACCUGAUACUAGUGCUGACCAAAUCGUUUUUUUAAUCAAAGAUAUUCUUUUACAAAUGAACUUGAAAUUAGAAAAUGCUCGCGGCCAAUGUUAUGAUGGAGCUGCAUCCAUGGCUGGUCACAGAUCUGGAGUUGCUACCCAAAUCAAAUCGUUGAAUGAAAAAUGUUUGUACACACACUGUUACGGACAUGCUUUGAAUUUAGCUGUUGGCGAUGUGAUAAAAGAAAUCCCUGAACUUAAAGAAGCGUUUGGAACUGCCUAUGAAAUAUGUAAACUUGUCAAAAAAUCGCCAAAGAGAGACACAAUUAAAGAAUAUCAGAGAAGCAACAGGAAAUGA